Anopheles moucheti is the source of this 1700-nucleotide messenger RNA. RefSeq names its product calcineurin subunit B type 2. Gene Ontology annotation, molecular function: calcium ion binding; calcium-dependent protein serine/threonine phosphatase regulator activity. The coding region runs from base 279 to 773 and encodes 164 amino acids. The transcript is spliced from 3 exons. The record is from RefSeq and is a predicted model, not a curated record. Lineage: Eukaryota; Metazoa; Arthropoda; Insecta; Diptera; Culicidae.
GCGUAUUAUUUACAUCUGCCAGAUAUUUGUCACUCGGUUCUAUGCAAAAAGCCGCGUGGGCCGCUCCACACUAGCGAAGAAGCGCUUGAUUUGGGAAGACGCGCUACCAUGGGAACCGGGUAGUAAAGUCCAUGCUUACUUCGGUCGCCUACCGAUUGAACUGGAUAUAGAAUCAAUCUCAGUUUCCUUUUAUCCAGCGAACGAAGAGGAUCGCUUUCGGUUUGUGUGUUCCGCAUAGUCGGUUAGGCUAGUGCUAAUUAAGAAGCAUCUAAUUCCGGAUGGGUCAAAUAACAUCUCGCACACUUGACGCGGAUGAAAUCCGUCGGUUGGGCAAACGGUUCAAGAAGCUCGACCUCGACAAUUCCGGCGCCCUGAGCAUCGAUGAGUUUAUGUCCUUGCCGGAGCUGCAGCAGAACCCGCUAGUGCAGCGUGUGAUCGACAUCUUCGAUGCGGACGGUAAUGGUGAGGUCGACUUCAAGGAAUUUAUCCAGGGAGUGUCCCAAUUUAGCGUAAAGGGUGACAAACUAUCGAAGCUGAAAUUUGCCUUCCGAAUAUACGACAUGGAUAACGAUGGCUACAUCUCGAACGGGGAAUUGUUUCAGGUGUUAAAAAUGAUGGUUGGUAAUAACCUAAAGGACACGCAGCUGCAGCAGAUCGUGGACAAGACGAUCGUGUUCGCCGACAAGGAUGAGGAUGGCAAGAUUUCGUUCGACGAGUUCUGUUCGGUCGUGGGCAACACGGAUAUACACAAAAAGAUGGUCGUGGAUGUUUAAAGCCCCUCUACCCCAACCCCCGCAUCGGGUUUCGCUUAACCCUCUUCCACCAACUCGGGGUUCAGGUCGUGUGUGCGCGCGCGCGCGCCAUCUAGAAAUGAUCGGUACCAGUCGCGCGGCACUAACGAAACUCGUAUCUCUUACCCAAAUCACAACCACCACACGGGACGGGAAACAAGGCGAACACACAGUAUCGUCGUUGUCGUCCUGCAAGCUUCGUCUAAAACUAUUGCAAUUAUCUGCACCAUUACACCCUUAAACAUACAACACCCCGUAUUGCGUAUCGUUGCGAAUGACGAUGAGAGAAGCGUGUGUGGGAUUACUAGUAGGGUAAUUUCUACACCUUUUUACCUUUAUAGAGGGCGUUGUUUCUUUCUUUUAUCCAUCCAUCCAUCCACCAGAAAAAGGGCAGACACACGGUACGAAAAAAAUGGCUAAAAUUUCACAUUUAGAACCGCUCUCACAUCAGCCCCGCAGUGUUUGCGCCGUUAAUUAAAUUGCGAGGAAAACGAGAGCCAUAUUUCAUAGCACAUCGGAUGCAAGAAUCGUCAAAUAGGUAGAUUUGUGGGUUUUGGGUGGUGUUGUGUAAGCUGUCUCCAGUGUUUUUAAAUAUUUCUUUUGUUUCACUACAAUCUUUCUAUGUUUGUUCGUAAUUGUUUAAGAAAGAGGCAACAUGCUUUACACACCUAUAUUUACACAUUGUUGUUGAUAUGUCUCUUUGCGCGAUAGGCUUUGAAACACUUCGUUAUCACAACGUUUUUAAAACCACGCGAAACGAUGAAUUUUAUGCUUAGCAUUACGUUGUAUAGUUUUGUUUUUUUUUUUGUUUGUUUCGAUCAUUACACUUAUCGUAUUAUCUAGACCAAUGUAGUUAAGUAAUAAUGAUAUAUAAAAUAAAAUGUGCGUUCAAUGCGAUGUGGAAGUGGA